Emiliania huxleyi CCMP1516 is the source of this 1761-nucleotide messenger RNA. RefSeq lists its product as hypothetical. NCBI's taxonomy places the organism in Eukaryota, Haptophyta, Isochrysidales, Noelaerhabdaceae. The coding region runs from base 1 to 1761 and encodes 586 amino acids. Gene Ontology annotation, cellular component: membrane. The record is from RefSeq and is a predicted model, not a curated record. Gene Ontology annotation, molecular function: transmembrane transporter activity. Gene Ontology annotation, biological process: transmembrane transport. The transcript has 5 exons.
AUGCAGCGCUUGUCUGUCGUCCUCCACACCGCCGUGGCGUGGCAGACGGUGAACGAGCUAGCGUGCGGGGAGAGCGGCAUUGUGCAUGCCACGACGUCGUCCUCCGAAUUUAACUCCACGCCCUACACACUGAUGCCGACCACAACGGUUGUGCGAGUGCUCGUCGCCGCGGCGGGCAAUUUCCUCGAGUGGUACGAUUUUGCAGUGUAUGGAAUAUUCGCGUCCGACAUUGGCAACGCGUUCUUCCCACCCGAGGACAGCCCGACGACCGCGCUCAUCAAGACCUAUUCAAUCUUCGCGGGCGCCUUCUUCAUCCGGCCGCUCGGCGGCAUCUUCUUCGGGCACAUUGGCGACACGCUCGGGCGCGAGGUCGCGCUGCUCUUCACCAUCAUGCUCAUGGCGACGCCGACGCUCGUCAUCGGCUUGCUGCCCACGUACACCGAGAUCGGCAUCGCGUCGCCGCUGCUCCUCGCGCUCAUGCGGAUGCUGCAGGGCCUCGCUGCGGGCGGCGAGCUGCCGGGCGCACUCGUCUACGCGGUCGAGUCGGCGGGCCCGCGCCAUCGCGCGAUGAUGGGCGCCCUUUGCCAAGCGACUGGCGUCGGCUCCCUGCUCGCGAGCCUCGUUGCGGCCAUCCUUCACUGGAUACUCGGCGACACGGCCGUGCGCGAAUGGGGCUGGCGCGUGCCGUUUGUCUUGGGCGCGGGGAUUGCGGUCGUGGCCUGCUUCCUCAGGCGGAACUUCAAGCCGACGGCGCCGUUCCUCGAAGCCAAGGCGGCCGCCGCGGCGAGCACGCCACGCCGCGUUGGCUGUUGCGCGUGGCUCGCGUCGCUGCCGCUCGCAAAGACGAUGCGCAGCUCCUGGCGCUCGGUGCUGCGCAUCGUCUGCGCAUCGCCGCUCGGCAUGGUCGGCUUCUACGGCUUCUUUGUCUUCAUUCCAUCAUGGCUGCGGCACACGCGCCUCUUCGACGCGGCCUUCGCUCUCAACGUGGCGGUGAUGCUGCUCUGGGCGUGUGUCGUCGUCGGAGGCGGCAUGCUCGCAGACAGGACGCCGCCAACACGCUGCUGCACGCGUUGCAGCGGGAGCGGCCGGCCGUGCUUGGCGCUCCACGGCAUCCCUCUCGUCUCCGUGCUUGGCGCUCUCGCGGUGGCCGUCAUCGCGCCCUUCCUCUUCAUUGCGCUCAAUGCCGAGUGCCAGAGCGUAGACAGCGCAGAGCUCCUCUGCGUUGGGUACUACCCGCCUGAAGUCUUCAUCCCGAUCCUCUGCCUCGGCGUCAUUGCCCACGGCUGCCACGUCGGCCCACUGCAAGCGUGGUUUGUGCUCUCGCUCAAGCAGACGGGAUCGCGCUACUCCUCUCUCGGCGUCGCGUACAACGUGGGCGCGGCCCUCCUCGGCGGCACGACGCCGCUGAUCAACACAGCGCUCACCGCGACGUCUGUCGGCGCCGCCGGCGCGGGGUACUACCUCGCCGCAGCUGCGCUCAUCUCCGCGCUCGCCCUCGUAAAACCAGGAGAGGGGGCUGGCGCCUUCCUGAAUGCGAUCCCCAUGCGGGAUGAUAUGAAGAUGGAGACGUGGGCGAUGCGCAUUACAGUUCAGCGCCGCCUCGGCCUCCCGCUCGAUGUUGCCUGCCAGGCGGUGGAGGCGGGCAAGAAGGCGCCAAACGGCAAGCCGCACGAAGAACUCGGCGAUGCCGCAAUGGUCAACCCGCGUGCGAAGCACGCGACACGACAGCGUGUCAACGGGACGCUCUGGAAAAAGAUGUAA